GGGACAACAGACGGAAGUAAAUAGUCGCCAUGACACAUUUAGCUGAUGCGAGAACCAUAGGGGAAAAUAAAGCGUGGAUAGCCCCUAAUUUUGUGUGUUGAGUUAGAAUACGUCCUUCUAAAUGUCCGGAUCAGGAAGUGUCCGUUAGACAGCCUCGUGAAUGUUUCACACAAGCUGCACUUCGAUAUUUGAAGAACCGCACGACAUAAGUAAGGUCUAUGAAAGACGUAUGCUAACUUCACAUAACGCUAGCCAAGCGCGGUUAAGCUAUCACGGCUUUUACCACCAGAUUUGUUCCAGCAAUUCAUGUGGUAUUUUCAUCAACGCAGAUAAAUAAAGUUACGUCUGACCGCGUCAGACCCGACGUUAGUACACGGGAACUCCGGUUGGAUCUAAAAUGAUUAUUGAAAAUCUUGAAGCGCUAAAAUCGUGGCUGUCUGAAACCCUUGAGCCCAUCUGUGACGCGGACCCCUCUGCUCUCGCCAAGUAUGUCGUGGCUUUGGUGAAAAAGGAUAAAACGGAAAAAGAACUGAAAGCUCUCUGCAUCGACCAGCUAGACGUGUUUCUUCAGAAAGAGACCCAGCAAUUUGUGGAUAAACUAUUUGAAGCUAUAAGCUGCAAAAGUUACCUACCCCAAUCAGAGCAGCCAGCACCUGUCACAAAAUCUGAGAAAGAUGAGCCUAAAAAGGAGGAGUUAAUACAAGAAGAAGAACGAGACAAAAAAAAUUCACGGCGUGUGAAUCAUAGUCCUUCUCAGUCCAGCUCCCGUUACAGCCGAGACAGCAGGAGAGAUGACCGAAGAAGGGACGACCGGAGCAGAAAGAGGGACUACGACCGCCUACCUCCCAGAAGAGACUCGUAUCGUGACCGCUAUAACCGCCGCAGAGGACGCAGCCGUAGCUACAGCCGCAGUCGCAGCCGGAGCUGGAGCAAAGACCGUGUCCGAGACCGUGACAGAGACAGAGAGAGGGAUCGUGAAAGGGACCGGGACCGCACACGGAGUAGGACGCACAGCCGGAGUCGAUCUCGGAGCAGGAGUAGAGAGAGGGAUUCGGGAAAGAGUCGACCUGAAGGUGCUGAUGUUUUUGCACCUACUGUCGUCGUGUCGUCUGCAUCUACAUCCCAGUUCCCCGUCCCAUCGCUGAACAGCACCAUAACGGUCAUCGCCCCAACUCAUCACCAUAGCAACAACACCACAGAGAGCUGGUCUGAGUUUCGAACUGAGCACCCUGUGGAGCGCGGGCCUUUCAACCGCGGCCCACCUCCACCGCAGAGGAAGAGAUGCCGUGACUACGAUGAAAAGGGCUUUUGCAUGCGAGGAGACAUGUGUCCGUUUGACCAUGGAAGUGACCCUGUCGUGGUAGAAGAUGUGAAUUUGCCAAAUAUUCUGCCUUUCCAACCUCCACCUAUCCCGGGUGUGGAUCCUCCUCCUCCAGGACUGCCCCCUCCUUCACUUCUGAACCCCCCACCUGUCAACCUGCGGCCCCCUGUGCCCCCGCCAGGCACGCUGCCACCCAGUCUUCCACCAGUGGCAGGUCCUCCUCCACCUCUUCCUCCACUGCAACCCUCAGGAAUGGAUGCCCCUCCCAACUCAAUCACCAGCUCUGUGCCCACCAUCGUCACCUCUGGAAUGCGCCCCUCACUUCCACCAGGCCCACCACCUCUAUUCAAUCCUGAAGUAUUUGACACAGACGUAUACAACCCUGAAGCUCCUAGCAUUACUAAUUCAUCCAGGCCAGUGUACCGCCAUCGCAACACUCAAAGACCCAAUCUGAUAGGCCUUACAAUGGGGGAUGUGGACCAGCUGCCAAGAGAAAAGAUUCCAAAUAACAGCAUGAGGAUUGUGAUGGAGUCUGACUCAAGAAAAAGGACAACUGGCUCUCAUGAUGGAGGCAUUUUGUCCAGGAAACCAUGGUUUGAAAAGCCCAACAAAGCUAAUCACCACGGUUACCACAAGAGGGGCCCAUUUAACCCACUCAACACCAGACUGCUGGUUCGGCAAAUUCCAUCCGAGCUCAAUAACAUCAGCGAACUUAAUGAACAUUUCAGCAAGUUUGGAACCAUUGUCAACCUACAGGUGGCCUUCCAGAAUGACCCAGAGGCGGCUCUUAUCCAGUUUGCUGCUCCAGAGGAGGCGAAGAGGGCCAUGCAGAGCCCAGAGGCUGUGCUCAACAACCGCUUCAUCCGAGUGCAUUGGUAUCGAGAAGACGGAGGAGAUGCACUGGGCCAGUUGCAACCACAACAGCAGCAACAAACCGGCACGCCCCCAUCCACAUCUCUGAAGCAAUCUGUCAAAGACCGCCUGGGACCCUUGGUCACCUCGAGCUCUGAGCCAACGCAAGACUCAAGUGUGGACUCCCAGAAUAUAUCAAAGCCAUCAGUGAAAGAACGUUUAGGUUUCUCUGCCAGACCAGCUGCUCCUGUUGAAAAGGUCUUCUCCACUUCUAUGGGUCUUACAAAAACGGUGUACAAUCCUGGUGCAUUGAAAGCUGUUCAGAAAACCACAGAGGAAGUCCUAAAGAAAAAACGGGAUGCACUAAAGCUACAACAGGAUGUCAGGAAGAAGAAACAGGAGAUUCUAGAGAAACACAUUGAAACUCAGAAGCUCCUCAUUUCUAAACUGGAGAAGAAUAAAACUAUGAAAGCUGAGGAUAAGGCAAAGAUUAUGGAGACGCUGAGCACCUUGACCAAAAGUAUCACAAAACUGCAAGAGGAGAUUAAAGGGAUCUCAUCCAGCACCCACAUUCGGACAGCUAAGACCAAGGCACAGGCACAAAAGGAGCUGUUGGAUGCGGAGUUGGACUUGUAUAAGAAGACCCAGUCUGGAGAAGAUACUGCACUGCUGAAGAUUAAGUACAAACAGCUGCAAAUCGAGGCUGCCAAAAGGGGUAUCUUAUCUCCAGCACGGGGCCGUGGGCUGCACCCUCGCGGUCGUGCGGUGCUCCGGGCAAGAGGAAGAGGAGGCAGAGGCAGGGGCCGAGGAAGAGGGGUCCCUGCACAUGUUGUGGUGGACCACAGGCCAAGAGCGUUGGAGAUUUCAGGCUUCAGCGAUGCAGACAAUGUAAACCUCCUGCCACACUUUGCUCAAUUUGGGGAAAUUGAAGAUUGUCAAAUUGAUGAGAACAGUUUGACGGCCGUCAUCACUUACAAGACGAGAGCUGAGGCUGAACUGGCGGCUAGACACGGAGUGAGUCUGAACAACCAGACUCUGCGCUUGGCCUGGCACAAACCUGCAGUGAAUCUCAGUAAUAUGGAGGCAGAGGAUGCUGAGCAAGAGGAAGAAGAGUACCAGGACGAAUCACUGAGUGAUGAUGCCUUGCUGCAGGAUGACGAUGAGGAGGAUGACGAGCCUCGUUCCUGGAGAAGAUGAAGACCAGUGUCCAUCCACUUUCAAGACUAAUGACCCUGAUGUCAGAAAUGUCACUUUUUAUUGAACUAAUUUUUGUUUUUCUGUAACAAACAGCUAACUGGCAUUGAAACCAUGUACCGUGUUUAGAUUACUUUUAAUGUUUUGCAGUUGCAACAAUAGUGAUUUUUUUUUUUUUUUUUUAAUGCUCUUAAUGUAGGUAGUAAUUCUGUAUUGUUUUUUUGCCACACAGAACACAAACAUUGGUCUGGAUUAGUGAAUGCUGAUCACUUACACAUUAUUUAACAUGGUUUCGUAAUACAAAAAAAUGUGUUGUAAUUUAAUAAGACUAGCUUUUGCAGACUGUGUUAGUUCAGUUGGUUACAAUGCUGAUGUGUAAAUAUUUUAUGUAUUGGUUUGAAUAAUUUGUAAACAAAAAAAUGCUUGGCUUCUCAGUUCUUGGCUUUAUUUUGACUUGUAAAAAAUAAAGAAUUGAAAUGGUCUGAUAACAUCCUGCCCAAAAAUCUAAAGGAAAAAAAACAUCUUGAAUAAAAAAAAAAAAAAAAAAAAAAAAUGUUGGCAGUGAAAAAACGAUUCAAAGAUCAUUUC
Molecule: messenger RNA, 3955 nt
Organism: Periophthalmus magnuspinnatus
Lineage: Eukaryota; Metazoa; Chordata; Actinopteri; Gobiiformes; Gobiidae
Gene: rbm26
Product: RNA binding motif protein 26
Exons: 22
Coding region: 398-3370 (990 amino acids)
Biological process (GO): mRNA processing
Cellular component (GO): nucleus
Molecular function (GO): RNA binding; metal ion binding
Source: RefSeq, a predicted model, not a curated record